Plasmodium malariae is the source of this 375-nucleotide messenger RNA. RefSeq names its product 60S ribosomal protein L35, putative. The record is from RefSeq and is a predicted model, not a curated record. Gene Ontology annotation, molecular function: structural constituent of ribosome; mRNA binding. Gene Ontology annotation, cellular component: ribosome; cytosolic large ribosomal subunit. NCBI's taxonomy places the organism in Eukaryota, Apicomplexa, Aconoidasida, Haemosporida, Plasmodiidae. Gene Ontology annotation, biological process: maturation of LSU-rRNA from tricistronic rRNA transcript (SSU-rRNA, 5.8S rRNA, LSU-rRNA); translation. The transcript has 4 exons. Bases 1 to 375 code for a protein of 124 amino acids.
AUGAGUAACAUUAAGGCAUUCCAGUUAAGGCCCUUAAAAAAGAAGGAGCUGCUUGAUAAAUUGGAGGAAUACAAAAAUGAGCUCAGUGGUUUGAGAAUAAAUAAAGCUUUAGGAAACUCCGCGAAGAAUUCCAAAAUACGUAGUGUUCGAAAAAAUAUUGCUCGAAUUUUAACUGUCUACAAUCAAAGAAGAAAGAUGGAGUUGAGAAAACAAUAUAAAAACAAAAAGUUUAAACCGUAUAAUUUAAGAAAAAAACUAACAAAAAACAAGAGACUGCAAUUAACACCAAAGCAAAAGUCGGCCAUGACCUUAAGAAUGAAAAAGAAAAUGAUGAAUUUUCCCCCAAGAAAGUAUCUUUUAGUGCACAAGAAAUAA